Messenger RNA from Acanthopagrus latus (yellowfin seabream), 3491 nucleotides. RefSeq names its product nucleolysin TIA-1-like. Gene Ontology annotation, cellular component: cytosol. Gene Ontology annotation, molecular function: mRNA binding. The coding region runs from base 202 to 1359 and encodes 385 amino acids. The transcript is spliced from 12 exons. NCBI's taxonomy places the organism in Eukaryota, Metazoa, Chordata, Actinopteri, Spariformes, Sparidae. The record is from RefSeq and is a predicted model, not a curated record.
GCGCAUGCGUGUUUCGUGUCGGCUCCGGUCAUUCCGCCAUCUUUGUCGGCUACCCAUUGUUCACUCUGGAGCUAACAGCGGUGGUAAAUCAGUUCAUACUGCGCAAUAAAAUAACUUGACGGUGUCAAAGGCAGCUGCCCGCGACAGUCGUGGAUUUGCUCUCAGGGUCGCGACUUGUUCUCGGCCAGCAACUUCAACAGAAUGGACGAUGACCAGCCCAAAACCCUGUAUGUGGGGAAUCUGUCCAGGGAUGUGACAGAGGCCCUCAUCUUGGAGUUGUUUGGCCAGAUUGGACCCUGCAAGAGCUGUAAAAUGAUAGUAGAUACAGCAGGUCAUGAUCCUUACUGCUUUGUGGAGUUCUAUGAGCAUAGACAUGCCACUGCCACAAUUGCAGCCAUGAAUGGUCGGAAAAUUCUGGGUAAGGAAGUCAAGGUCAACUGGGCCACAACGCCAACCAGCCAAAAGAAAGACACAAGCAGUCACUUCCAUGUCUUUGUUGGAGAUCUAAGUCCUGAAAUAACCACAGAUGACAUAAAAGCAGCGUUUGCUCCUUUUGGGAAAAUAUCGGACUGUCGAGUGGUGAAAGACAUGGCCACAGGUAAAUCUAAAGGCUAUGGCUUUGUCUCCUUCUUCAACAAAUGGGAUGCAGAGAACGCCAUACAGCAGAUGGGAGGACAGUGGCUGGGAGGGAGGCAGAUUCGGACCAACUGGGCCACGAGGAAGCCUGCUCCGAAAACUGCAAAUGAAACAUCCAAUAGCAAGCAGCUAUCUUUUGAUGAGGUGGUCAACCAAUCCAGUCCCAGCAACUGCACCGUCUACUGUGGGGGAGUCACAAUGGGUCUCACAGAGCAAAUUAUGAGACAGACCUUCUCACCCUUUGGCCAAAUAAUGGAAAUACGUGUUUUCCCAGACAAAGGCUACUCAUUUGUGAGGUUCAGCUCCCAUGAAGCAGCAGCUCAUGCCAUCGUAUCUGUCAAUGGCACAUCCAUAGAGGGCUAUGUUGUGAAGUGUUACUGGGGCAAAGAAACAACAGACAUGGUUAGCCCCAUACAGCAGGUACAGAUGCCACAGCAGAACACGGUGAGCUUCGCAGCGCAGCCCUACAGUCAGUGGGGUCAGUGGUACAGCAACACGCAGCAGAUUGGUCAGUAUGUGCCCAAUGGAUGGCAGGUGCCGAGUUAUGGAGUCUAUGGACAGACCUGGGAUCAGCAGGGCUACAAUCAUUUACAUGCUGGUGCUGGAUGGACAGGCGUGGGCGCUGUGAGCAACGGGGGCAUGGUGGAGCCCGGGCAGGGAGUCAACGGGACUGUGCUAACCAACCAGGCUGGCAUGAGCACUGCUGGCUACCACACCCACUGAUCGCUGACCACAGUAGCCCUCCGUAAGCCUCCGCGGCCACAAGGAUGAUACUCUGCUGGGGGAAGGAGCGCAUUAGAUGUGCUCUCUCUGUUACCACACACAAGUUAUUCUGUUAGUGAGGCUGGUCUGCCAUUUUAUCAACCUUACCAGCCCAUAACCUCACCCACUGCCCAAAUCUGCAAGUGUAAAGAAAACAGUCCACUCCAGAACACUUCAACACUGUUCAAACAGCCAUUGCUAAUGCACCUUGCAUUCCUGGGCCCAUUUUAUUGUUUGGCGUAUUUUUGUAAUGCCUGCAGAUAACUGGCCAAAUGUAAAUAUACGACCGUGUCAAGACAUUUCUAGCACAGCCACAUUUUAGUUCAAAAGGAAGAAAUGUUCAGCAAAUGAAAUUUAAAGUAAAAACUCCAGGUUUUGUUUGUUUUCAGCCCCUCAGAGCCAAAGAGGAAAGGCAGGAUUUUAUACCAAUGUUAAACAAUUAGACAGGGAGCUGAGGCCACCGACCUUCAAGUCCAUAGUAAAGGGUGCGAUUUAUUUUUUUUUUAUUUCUCAAUUUGGAACCUCUUACUCUCACGGUUUUGGUCUGUCCACCUUUUACAGAAGUAAAAUACAAGUCCAAGCAAGUUCUCAGGGUGUUGUCAAGUCAUUCUGUGAAACGUAGGAAAUCACUGAGUAGAAGUAGGCAGGUUGAGGGGUAGCAGACAAACAAAACAGGUCAAAUUCAGCGCUCUUUCACUUCAUCUCCCCGGAACGGACUGAACAGACUGAGGAUCCAGUCUGUGGAUAAUGUGUGUAUGCUUGCGUGUGUGCAUGAACUCUGAUGCUUUUACACACACAAUGUCCAGUUCAUCACGUCCUGAAACAAAAAAAAAGGACUAUGCCAUCUUUUUUUUUUUUUUUUCUUCCUCAUCUUCAUCAAGUGUCAUCUUCCGUCUUUAAAAUGCUGACAUUGUAUAAAGAGCUUUUGCCUUUUUGUGUUUGAUUUCGGGACUGUCUUAUAAAGAAAUGUUGCAGUGACACCAUCGAAUCAUGUCACACGUGAGACCUUUUUAUGUUUGUUUAUAAACAUUACGUGGCUGUCAACUGUCAACUUUAUUUUUUAAAAUUAGAUUUUCAAUAUCUCAAAUAAACCAAUUGCAGGGAUUACUGCCACUCUUAUCUUACUUAUAGGCAGACAAAUAUUGCACAAAUACUUAAGGUUAUCUUUUCACAAAAUUUGAAAUACUAGGGUUUUUUUUUUUUUUAUGUUUUUGCAUUCCACGUUCUUUUGUAAUUUACUUUGGAAGUCUUUUUCAUGUAACAGUCUGCUCAAUUGUACUGAAUCUGUAUAAAGACAACAUGUUAAUUAAGCAAGACUGCUUGCUUCUGGUUGGAGUAAUGGAUCCCAGAAACAGCUCUCUGACAGUAGCAUCUCUGUCCAGUGCUGGUCCGUGUACAGUAGAGACAGUGCAACAUUUGAUUCUUCCAGAGGCUCUGAGGAUAAGCGGCAUUGCUAUGCAGAAGCCUUUCAAUUGACAAAUGAUACAUAAUAUAAGUUAUUCUGUUUUAAACCUAAAUAACAAUCAUUUUUAUAGAUGAAGAGAACAACCUAGAAUGUCGAGCUGCAACAAUAAUUCGAUCAAAAGAAGUGUAAUAACCAACUAUUUUGAUUAUCCAUUACUUGUUCAAGUCAGUUUUAAAGCAAACAUGUCAAACAUUUGCUGGUUUCAGCUUCUUAAACGUGAGGAUUUGCUGCUUUUGUUUGUCAUUUAUGACAGUAAAUGAAAAGUCUUUAGGUUUUGGACUGUUGGUUGAACAAAAGAAGCAAAGUGAAGACUUCAGUUUGGGCUCACUUUACAUUUUAUUGACUAAAUGAGUAAUCAUGAAAAUAAACGUUGGUUGCAGCUCUACUUCUAAGGAUCAGAUUUUUGCACUGUGGCCACCAUCAUUUUUAAUAUAGUUGGAAAAUCCAUUGUGUUGCCUUAUUAUCAGUGAGUUACUUUUAAUUUAACCAAAAAUCAUCUGAGAGUAGGCGGUGCCUAAGAAUGUUUUCAACCUAUGUUUUGGCAAGGGAAGUUCUGUUGAUGCUUACAUGGUUUGAGUUUUUGCUUUGUCCCAUUAAAAUGCUGAUGCUUAAAAGAUUCCUGGACAAA